Molecule: messenger RNA, 836 nt
Organism: Culex quinquefasciatus (southern house mosquito)
Lineage: Eukaryota; Metazoa; Arthropoda; Insecta; Diptera; Culicidae
Product: snake venom metalloproteinase trimerelysin-2
Exons: 2
Coding region: 42-788 (248 amino acids)
Biological process (GO): membrane protein ectodomain proteolysis
Molecular function (GO): metalloendopeptidase activity
Source: RefSeq, a predicted model, not a curated record
GCUUGGUUGAAGCAUCGGGCUCAGUUAUACGAAAAUCUAAGAUGUGGAAUUCACGUACAAUGAAGAUCGCUGUGAGCUCGUCUUUGUUUAUUUCGGGAAUAAUGCUUAGUUUGGUCAGGCUUUCCGAACAACGUACAACAGAAAAGUCUUUGAAGACUGGUGUUACCAACGAAUCACACCUUAUCGAACUGGGUCUUGUGCUGGAUAACGCUCUGUACCAGCAGUUCGACCAGGAUGACGAUCAGGCGAAGCUGUACAUUUUCAGUCUGGUGAAGCAAUCCAACGCAUUGCUCCGUCCAAUCAACGUAUCCGUCCACCUCGUUUACGUAACCAUGUGGAAGGAUCACAACGAAAUCCCGGUCAUUAACGACACCGUCGCAACGUUAACUAAUUUUCAAACCUUUGUAAGGAAUAUCGACGUGACAAAAGCUAACCUAGACACAGUCAUUCUACUCAGUGGAUUCCGCGAUCUUGACAUGCCAUCUGCGGCAUAUCUGAGAAGUAUUUGCAAACAAACUCCGAGUGCUGCCGUGGUUCGGAUCGAUACGGUUCAAAGCCGGCAAAACGCUGCCGUUGUAGUUCACGAGAUUGGACACCUUCUCGGAGCUGAGCAUGACCACAAGUGUCGCGGCUGUGUUAUGAGCCCAUUCAUUGACGACUGGAGUGACGAAGGAUGGAGUCGGCGGUCACAGCGGGAGUUGGUGGAGGUGAAGGAAGAGGGACUGUGGAAAUGUUUGAGGAAUAAGCCGAGCAAGGUGGAUGGUGAAAGUGAUGGAAAUAGUGGCUGAUGAUUUGUUAGGCAGCGAAGUGAUCAAGAACAUAGGUUGACAACAACA